UAUAUUGAUCUAUUAAUGUGUUCAUGCCAUUGAGUUGAAUAAUAAAUAGCUGUACUUAGAAUUGGUGUUUAGAAAAUUUCCCCUUAAAAUAUAUUAACAGUUAAAUAACUAAUUGGCCACGCUACCAAACUUUCCUCAUUUUAUCUUACAACUUAUAACUUCUAAGUAUUAUUUCUACUCAAGAUUUCCCCUCAUUAUAGUCUGGUCGAGAAAUUCAAUGGGACCCUUAAAUCCAUGCUUAAAAAAAAUCCAAACAGCCUACUGCCUGGGAUCGUUAGCUUCCUGCAGUCUUUGUUCACCUACCAAGAAGCUCCACAGGCGAGUUUGGGAUUUUCACCGUUCAAACUCCUGUAUGGAAGGGCGGUCAGAGGGCCGGCCAAUCACCAUUUUGCACCACUUGUGGGAUUGACAGCAGACUGAUGGUGUGAGUACUGCUUACCAAUACGUAUUUGAUUUAAAACAUAGCUAGAAAAUACCUGCAGGUUGGCUCAUUAAGAGGUACAGUAUGUAAUAUCAAGGAAAAUAUAAAUUCUACUAUGAUAAAGCUUCAGUUGAUAAAUAAUUUCAUGUGGGGGAUGACAUUUUGUUUCUCUUGCAUACAGUUUCAAACAUAUUGCUCGUAAAGUGAAAGGGUCCUUAUAAAGUUGUUAGGAAGAAAGGCCAAAUGGAUUAUGAAAUACAGAUGAAUGGGAAGACUAAUUUAUUUCAUGCUAACAUGUUAAAGAGAUGCAUUUCUAGGGUGGAAAAUGCUUCAGAAUCGUGUGCUACCAACGUGGAAGAAGUCUUUACAACGAUACUGGAAGAAUGCGACGAAAAGAAGGAACCUUCGGCUGUCUCUUCCUUCACUGGUCCAAAAGAAAACUCACCAGGAUGUCCGUGACUUUCACCCUGACCAACAACAGCAGGAUGAGGCCUUAUAAAAUACCUCAUGCUAUCAGAGGUGAGGUGAAUACGGAGAUAGCAGACAUGUGGGGAGCGGGCAUCAUAGAACCUUCAAGUUCUCCAUAUUCCACACCCAUUGUGGUUGUAAAAAGUCUGGGUUGCAGGAAAUGUUGGAGCAAACACACUUACUUUGGCAGAAAGUUUGGGGUUAGCAGAGAGAAUUUCAAGCAUCAACUAUAGCCACGUGUCCACAAAUAGGAUGAUUCUCGUAAAUUAGUUAUGACUGUACAUCUAUAUAUAAGUGUACCCUCGAAGAUCUGGACUUAAAGGGGGACCACCUGUCUGAAAAAGUCAAUUGUCUGUCUCUUCCGGCGAAUGUAACUAAAUGUAUAAAAACGAUAAAUAAUGACAUACAAGACACCAAAAAUACAGUACUGUGGUUUAUG
Molecule: messenger RNA, 1328 nt
Organism: Homarus americanus (American lobster)
Lineage: Eukaryota; Metazoa; Arthropoda; Malacostraca; Decapoda; Nephropidae
Exons: 3
Coding region: 805-1122 (105 amino acids)
Source: RefSeq, a predicted model, not a curated record